GUAUUUGGCAUUCAAGGAAGAAUGACAAUGUUUAGUGCGAAAGACAUGGACACUGAUGGACUGAAGGCGGACAGAUAUGGCUGUGGUGUGUUGCGCACUAUAUAGAAGGCAGUGUGAUGGUCAACAAGUGAUUGACAUUAUCGAUAAAAAAGAGUGCUACUCAGGAUUUCGAGAUUUGGUCACGCCCUUAUAAACAGGCCUCAUAUCUUAAAGUAUCUUAAAGACAACGCUGUGAACCCGACUUACGUGAACGGCCUUGAGAGAAAACGUUGAUUCACUAUACCACAACGCCGAAGGGAGGAGGGGGAGGGACGCAUCGAACGUGAACUUCCCGUGAUAACACGGGUGUAAUUUGCGUCACACAUAACAAAAAAAAAAAAAAAAAAGUUCAAGUCCGUGCUCUAGGUUGAGGUUCCAUUGGCGAGUCGCGCCAGAAGGAGGCCACGACACGCCAAUUCCACGCGGACCUGCCAGUGAGAUUAGUGCGUAACAACCGGCAGCGUUAAACCUGUCGAUGAAAUAAAAUUCCAAUAUCACUUCUCAGAUAGGCCUAUGCAUUACUGUGCAGUCUUAGUAAGAAUUAUAUACACAGCGGAAAUAUACAAUUCAGUAAGCCAGGUUCCACUCUCACCUAGCACUUGCCCUAGAAUGUCCCUCACCGAAAGCCCCACGACGUAAAGAAUGAUCACCACCCAAUGACAUGUCACCGACCGCCGGUUUACAAGCGCCUCACCGUAUUGUCACGAGCUCAGAGCAUACUUCCUGUCUGUCUGUUUACGAGCCCAGUCCUCCCUCUAAGCCAUGGGCCGCUCGUCUUACCGCCAUGUGAUUCUCAGUGCAGUCGCUGUCUACACGUUCUUGGCUCUUGGUACUGACAUCUUCGAUCAGAAGGAGCCCAAAAAAGAUGUCUUCAAAUUGGAGAAGUUGCCCAUGCGCCCCGGCGAGGAGAUCCAGAUGGUGGCGUACACCCAGCGGAAGGCCAGGGUGAAGGAGGUGUGCUCGCUGUGGGGCGCCUACAACACCAAACCCAGGUUCAUGAAAUUCAUCCAGAAGGAGACGGGAGACAAGACCAAGGACGAGAUUCUGAAGGACAAGAUGGAUCUCUCGCAGGCGCAGCUCGAGAGGAUUUGGCAGCUGAAUAAGAGGACGACGUUUCACCAGAUGUUCGUGGACCGCGACCACAGCCUCACCUGGUGCAAGGUGCCCAAGGCCGCGAGCACCAGCUGGCUCCAUGCAUUCCUCGAGAUAGCAGGCGAGAAAGACGUAUCAUCAAAAGACAUGGCCGGAAAACACGCACUGCUCCGAGAGAGGUACCCGAUGCUUACAAAUUCCUUGCUGAAACGCAUUAUGCCCACUACCCUCAAAUUUAUGGUGGUGCGUCAUCCUUUCGAGAGAGCUCUUUCGGCCUAUCGGGACAAGCUUGAGGAUUAUGCACGAGACCUGAAAGACAGGGGAGGCUAUUAUUAUGCAAUCUACGGCAAGAAAAUAGUCAAGGCCUACCGCAAAGAGGGGACCAGUGGAGAGGACAGCAACCAGCACAGGGAACCAACCUUCCGAGAAUUCAUCCAGUACCUCCUUGAUACAGACGUUGAAGAAUACGACGAGCACUGGAGGCCCAUUUCCCUUCUGUGCACACCUUGCCAUAUUAAGUAUGAUGUCAUUGCAAAGAUGGAGACCUUGUCGAAGGAUGCAGACUUCAUCCUGUACCAUCGUGGGCUGGCUGAUACAGUUCAUAUAGAAUGGUCACACAGGACAGACCAGCUCCAGAAGACAUCAGAUGUGGCAAAAACGUAUUUCUCACAACUCACUUCCAGUGAAGUGAAACAGCUGUAUCAUAAAUACCUUCAAGACUUUCUAAUGUUUGAGUAUGAUUUGGAACCAUAUAUGAAAUUGACACAGACUUCGAAAAUCAACUCGACUUUAACCAUAGAUGGGAAUGAGGGUGAGGACGAGUACUAUAAUGAGGACGAUGAAGAGUAUAAUGAAGAUAAUGAGGAUGGUGAUGAGGAGGAGGAUGUAGAGUAUGAGGAAGAUGAGACUCCUAACACAGGUGAUCAUGAUUAUGAAGAAUAUGCAGUUGAUAAUAAGAUCAUUGAAGUUCAUAAUAACAUUUAAAGUAUUGUCAUAAUAGGUUAUUUGGUAUUUUUUACAUAGAAGUUACUAUUGGCACAUUGAUGUUUACACAACAAAGUGGCAACAAAGCUUCUUAUUUUUAUCUGUGAUUUUAACAUUUAAAAUUUUCAUUGACUUUCAGAUAUAUAAAUAUUCACUGCAUUAUGUGUUUAUACCUUAAAAUAUUAGUUACUGAGAUGAAAAAAAAAGAUCAUACCAAAAUAACAAAUCAAAAUCCUCUACAUUAAUUCAUAAACAUUAAACAAACCUAUGUAUAUAUAGGUUUUAUGUGUUGGCUUAUGUAUUUUACAUUUGUGUUGUGAGCUUUCUAGAAAAUGGGUUUGCAGCAAUUCUGAAAAUGGGGCAUUGAAACAGUGUUAUGUACUAGUUAAGUUUUUUUUUACGUUAAGGUCUACGCACUUACCAUUCAUCCUAUUGUUUUGUCAUCUGUCAGAAGUGAGAUCAUUACAUUCAUUGCUUCGCUCAAUUAUCUAAGGGCCAAACAUUUAAUGUAAGUAAUAUUUUUGCUGUGGGCUGUUCAAGAUCAAAUUUAGAGAACCAACAACUACAGGUAUUAAAAGCAUAGAUAUUGCCUUGAUUCCGAGUUGUGGACGUUACAUAGUUUGCUUCUUAGGGCUUUAAUGUAUUUGCAACAUCUUUUGCCAAAUACUGAAGGGAUAAUGUCCCACAGAUUAUAAUCUAAUGUUGUACUAGAUCAGUUGAUCUCAUUUUACAUAUUU
Messenger RNA from Penaeus monodon (black tiger shrimp), 2852 nucleotides. RefSeq names its product carbohydrate sulfotransferase 11-like. Gene Ontology annotation, biological process: carbohydrate biosynthetic process. Gene Ontology annotation, cellular component: membrane. NCBI's taxonomy places the organism in Eukaryota, Metazoa, Arthropoda, Malacostraca, Decapoda, Penaeidae. The record is from RefSeq and is a predicted model, not a curated record. Gene Ontology annotation, molecular function: sulfotransferase activity. Bases 802 to 2115 code for a protein of 437 amino acids. The transcript has 7 exons.